This is a messenger RNA of Coccidioides immitis RS, 991 nucleotides long. RefSeq lists its product as uncharacterized. Lineage: Eukaryota; Fungi; Ascomycota; Eurotiomycetes; Onygenales; Onygenaceae. Bases 450 to 791 code for a protein of 113 amino acids. The record is from RefSeq and is a predicted model, not a curated record. The transcript has 3 exons.
CUGCAGUGCAACUCAAGCCCUUCGCCAAAAAUUCCUGAAUGGAGAAGUUUGAUCGUCCAUGCUGUUACUCAAACCUUGCACGCCUGGUUUCCCAUCGCUUGAAGCCCUGGAACUCUCUAGCGGGGACUGCCGAAGCGGCGACCGUCGACCCAGCUUGAAGACAAACUGUCUCCAUUUUUUGACCUCAUUCCGGUCAUUAUUUUGCGAUGCUUCAACGCACAGAGAUCCUCGGGUCAAGCCAUGAAUUGCACAGAUGUAACAUCGCUGUGCGAGCGUGCAUCUCAGAUUGACGUUGAUAUAUAUAUAACUUGGCACCGGGCGCGGUACCCUCUUUGAGCGCUGCGAAGUGUGUUCAUUUUCCUUUCCAAGGCCAUCAUCAUCAUGGAGAUCGGGUAUUACGUCCACAUGGCGCAUAGUGUCCAACUCUGUCGUUGCUGACUGGCAUCGAUAUGGUGUGUUACAACUGCAUUGUCAUGACGCAUGGAUACCGCAGAAUAGGUGGAAGAUCAGGUACAGUCCCAGCCAGCAUUAAUCACCACUUUUUGACCGGUCGGAAUGGGGGUAAAGAUAUAAAUAGGAAUUUGAAAUGGUGUGCAGAAGAAACGAAAGCGACACCAGGCAGGAUUGAGUUGAACAUCGUGCACCUUGAACUUGCUUAUUGGCUUUCCUCCUUCUGUGACCCUUAUUCCGGCAUGAAACCGGGUGGCCAGAAAUCUUCCAGGGAUCAUUCUCAACUAAUGAGUAUCUGCAUCCGUCUGACUAACUACCAAUAUCCUAAUCAACGCUGGUGAUGAAUUAGCAUUGUUACAUGCUCUCCCGAUGGCAUCCUCCGCCUCAAUUUUACUCAAUUAGUAUCCUUUCCGGUUUUGAUGGUUUUGAUUGGCAAUGUCAACAUCAAGGUUUAUUUUCAAGUUCUUUGCAUGAGUUAGCGUUUCUAUGUUUAGAACCUAGUUUGAUUGAAAAUUUCAUGCAAGGAUGUCAGGGAUCUGGA